UGGGUGUCUGUCAUCGUCAUGUUGGGCAAUUUCAUCCCCAAGGCGAAAGCCUUUACUCGUAUCGCACAGAAACCGCCCUCGUCGCAUGUGCGGAAUGUCAGUCAGAGCGAUGAGUCGGUGGUGGAAAAUGGCCACAACCAUCGAAUGUGGAUUCCUGCGAUGCUGCACUCGAUGACCUUGGCUGCAUUUGCCGUCCUGUUUAUCAUUUUCAUCAUCGUGAUCGAGGUACUCUAUUCAGUGUCAUGUCGGAAGGAGGGCCUGAGCACGAGUCAGGAAAAGUUCCAUUACCUGUGGACCUAUGGCCCAACUGCAGGUAGGUUCCCACCAAGCAGUGAGACGCGUGCUGACUUGCAGUCCUCACCAUCGUCGCCGGAUUCUGGGGUCAGGUCGAGUAUCGAACGAAACAGCUCGCGCCAUGGAAGUCGAUGAACCAACAACCAAAACCCGCAUCGCAGUCUUUGUUGCUGGAUUAUGUGUCCGACUGGAACGUGGUGGUCAUGUUUCGCGCCUUGAAGCACAGCUGGGCUGUUCCUCUUGCUAUCAUAGGCACUCUGCUCAUCAAGCUAGUCACGGUGGUCUCGACCGGUCUCUUCAUGCUGCAAAGCGUCUACAUGGACCACGUUCCAACAACCCUCCACACCCAAGCAAGCUUCAAUGCUGCUACAUUUAAUGGUACCAUGGUUGAUGGCACCGCUGCAAUGGUUGUAGCUGGAGCGUGGUGGCUCGACCUGCCAUAUCCGGUGGGAUCGACCGACCAGUACGCCUUCCAACCGUUCACCACCAAAUCAAAACUCGGUAGCGAGGCAGUCAUUUCAGGGACUGUAUCGAUGUUCUCUGCCGAUCUGCAAUGUGAUGUAGGCACGGUUACAAACUGGACCCAGGGGUGCACAUCUCACGGCUGCGAGCAACUUAGACUCAACAUGACCAUCAGCACGCCCUCCUGCUCCAAUUAUCCGCUGGCUAGUUUCUUGAGGAGCACUUCCUCUGUUGGAGGCUAUUACGCCGACGUCUUUUCAGCCACCUGCGCAGAUAGUGCCUCUGACCAGGAAUUGAUCUUUGCUGCCGCUCACUGGUCGGAAAAUAUUACGGAAAUCCAAACCCUCGUCUGCAGCCCCACAUACAAUAUCACCGAAGGGUCAGUCUCACUACUCCAUGGCAACCAGAGUGUGGUUAGCAUCCACUCCAAUACUGCAAGCAAUGGUACCAUCUCAGGUCUCCGCCCAGCGGAGCUAGGAACUGGACUGGUGUCGACCCUGGCCAGUGCCGAGGACCCCCUAGAUACACUCAACUAUGUGGAUUUAUCGACGGGCAGACUACACAAGUUCCAGUACAACUUUUCGGACCCCAACAGUACCUACCCUAGCGCAUUCUACCUGGUCGCAAAUCUAUCCUCGCCACAUGAGCUGAGUGACCUACUGGAUGUCUCGGUCUUGGAAAAGGUUACCCGUCCUACGUUUACUGCCAUGGCCGCACAAAUCGCGCGGCAGUAUUUGUUAUCUUCUGCCGACGCAGAGUUCAAAGGAACCUAUUCCGCCCAUAUACAGCGGGUGAUCGUCAGAGAACUCUCUGUCCGAAUCAUGGAGGCUACCCUGGCCGUACUGGUUGUCCUGACGGCAGCGCUUUGGGCCGUGAGGCCCGUACGCAGCACGCCUCGCGAUCCUGGCACCAUUGCCGGUCUAGCAAGCAUUCUGAGUCGGAGCCCUGGUGUCUCACGCCGGCUUGCAGGGUGCAAAAACGCCAAAGACAUAACCACCGAGCUGGCAGACGGAACAUACUACACCCGUGUGACCGACAAUGAUGGCUGGACCUUUAGUAUCGAAGAGGAACAGAAAUCCGAGGGUACUCGUACUCGUAUCAGCUCCAGCCCGAUCACUUGGUGGCAACCAAUGUCGGUGUCUCUCUGGUGGUGGAUUAUCUCUAUCUUCUUCCCCCUUCUGAUUAUCGCAGGCCUGGAAGUCGCUUAUCAGAUGUCCGCUCAGCGGAACGGCCUCGGAACGGUGGACUCGAGCGGCUAUAUUCGGUACACCUGGGUUUACCUGCCAGCGCUGGUGAUGCUCAUUGUGCGGAUCUUCUUUGACUGCAUCCAUUUCUCCGCCAUGGUGUUUCAACCGUACCUGGAACUACGACGGGGUGGUGUCACUGCACCGGGCAGCCUGAUGGAGAACCACCUGUCGAAGCUGACCCUCUUCACAUUCAUCACUGCCAUCACGCGCAAGCAAUGGGCCGUUUGCGCCUCGGCAUUCACGGUCCUCCUCGCCCCGGUGCUCACCGUGGCAGUCAGUGGAUUGUACUCCACCCAGGACGUAGUCUACACGCGCCCGGCAUCCAUCGCACGGACCGACACCUUCAACUAUAGCAUCACGCCUCAUUCCUCCACCGAUAGCGAUCCCGGUCUGGGAUUGACUGGGGCCUUAGUAGUGGCCGCCAACCUGUCCUAUCCUGCCUGGACCUACGACGAGCUCGUCAUCCCGACCCUCAGCGAGGACUCUCUGACCGACAAGAAGGGCAAAGUCCCGGCCCAAUCGUACUCCAAUGAGACCAGCGACGACCCGACACUUCUCGAGCUGAGCCUUCCGGCCCUGCGUGCCAAUCUAACCUGCGAGACCCUCCCGUCGGACGUUGUCUAUUCCAUUGAUCCCCCAGAAGAGGACUACUCUGCCUGGUCCAUCAACAUGCAGCUCGACGAAAAAUGCCAGGCCGGGGCCUCCUCUACCUCCUUCACGGUUGAAACCGACUAUCCCAAUCAGAACCACACGGUCUUUGGCAGCCUAAUCUACCUCGACACCGCCGCCUUUGGCGAGUGCCCCACUCUAAUGGGCUUCUACGGCAAGUUCAACGGCAACUCGACCAGCGACCUCCGCGGCUUCACCUGCGACCCGCAAAUCGACCAAGUCAACGCCACCGGCACCUUCACUCUCCCGGGCCUCCAGAUCCAAUCCGUCACCGCCGACUCGACUGGCCAGCUCUUCACCACCAACAUCACCUCCGACCUCUAUUUCACCGACUACCUCCCUCAAGCCGUCAACCAAAACAAUCAAGCCUUUGACGCCUUCUUUUCCGCCAUGAUCAACGAUCAAAAAACCCUCACCCUCGACGACAUCACCGACCUCUCCCACUACCCGACGGUCAUCAACGCCGUCCAACACCUCUACCGCGUGCUCAUGGCCCAAAGCAUCAACGGCAACUCACGCAUCCCCUCCACCACCAACUCCACCCGCUACCCGGCCACCAUCAUCGACCCCAACCGCGUCCGUCUCAUCCAAAGCGCCAUCUCCACCCGCAUCCUCGAAGCCUGUCUCGCCGCUAUGGUUAUUUCCAGCCUCAUCGCAUACUGCUUCAUGCACACCAAGGAAGUCAUCCCGGUCAACCCGUGCAGCAUUGCCGGGGCGGCCACCUUACUCGCAGGAUCCGACCUGCUCAAAAGCGAUAUCCUUCCUCCAGGCUCGGAAUGGCAUAGUGACAAAGACCUCCUCCGACGGGGCUACUUUAACGGUCUCAUGUUCGGCCUGGGGUGGUGGGAGGGACCGCGCUUCGGGAUCGAUAUCGGCAAACCGGGACCGUAUCGCGAUUAGCCCGUUCCUUUAUUCUAUAGCGUCUAUAUCUUGUUCUGAUGAAUUAACAUCAUGUAUACAUACAGUAACCAUAUGCGUCCAAC
Aspergillus ibericus CBS 121593 is the source of this 3655-nucleotide messenger RNA. RefSeq names its product DUF3433 domain-containing protein. The transcript has 2 exons. The record is from RefSeq and is a predicted model, not a curated record. Bases 426 to 3572 code for a protein of 1048 amino acids. Lineage: Eukaryota; Fungi; Ascomycota; Eurotiomycetes; Eurotiales; Aspergillaceae.